This is a messenger RNA of Acanthosepion pharaonis, 2520 nucleotides long. The record is from the annotation of a GenBank genome assembly. Lineage: Eukaryota; Metazoa; Mollusca; Cephalopoda; Sepiida; Sepiidae.
AUGUCCUGUUUGUCUCAUGUGAAAAAUUGUUACCUUGGAUUUUAUUCUUUCAUAUUUUUCAAUAUUUUUAUUCCAACUUUUUACUUUUUUUUUUUCUUCGUUCAGAUCUGUCUCUGUCGUUCCUCAUUUUUCUUUCACGCGCGCCCUUUUCUUCUCUCUCAUCGCUCGUCGCUUUUUCAUCCAACCAUGUCAAUAUCGGAAUUUUCUCCAUCGCUUUUCCUUUUUCUCUUAUCUUUUCAACAUUCUUAUUUUUAUCAUCGACAUUUUUCCAGCUUUCCAUUUUCCUUCUCUUUUCCUUGUUUUUGUUUUCUCUCCCCCCACUCUCUCUUUCUUUCUUUCUCUCUCUCUCUCUUUCUUUCUUGUCUUUAUCACUUUUUCCUUUUUCUUUUCUUAUCCACUUUCUCUUUCUCUCUCUUUCCCUCUCUCUUUCCUUCUCUCUCUCCCUCUCUCUCUUUCUUUCUUGUCUUUAUCACUUUUUCCUUUUUCUUUUCUUAUCCACUUUCUCUUUCUCUCUCUUUCCCUCUCUCUUUCCCUCUCUCUUUCCCUCUCUCUCUUUCUUUCUUGUCUUUAUCACUUUUUUCUUUUCUUAUCCACUUUCUCUUUCUCUCUCUUUCCCUCUCUCUUUCCUUCUCUCUCUCCCUCUCUCUCUUUCUUUCUUGUCUUUAUCACUUUUUCCUUUUCUUUUUUUAUCCACUUUCUCAUUCUCUCUUUUUUUCUCUUUCCUUUCUCUCUUUUCUCCUUUCCUCUUUCUUUCUUGUCUUUAUCACUUUUUUCUUUUCUUAUCCACUUUCUCUUUCUCUCUCUUUCCCUCUCUCUUUCCCUCUCUCUCUCCCUCUCUCUCUUUCUUUCUUGUCUUUAUCACUUUUUCCCUUUUCUUUUCUUAUCAACUUUCUCUUUCUUUUUUUCCCUUUCUUUCCUCUCUCUCCCUCUCUCUCUUUUUUGUCUUUUUAUCCUUUUUUUUCUUAUCCAAAAAUUUUUCUUCUUUUUAUAUUCUUUUCCUUCUUCUCUCCCUCUUCUCUUUUUUCUUGUCUGUAUCACUUUUUCCCUUUUCUUUUCUUAUCCACUUUCUCUUUCUCUCUUUCCCUCUCUCUUUCCUUCUCUCUACACCCCUCUCUCUCUUACAUUCUUGUCUUUAUCACUUUUUCCUUUUUCUUUUCUUAUCCACUUUCUCUUUCUCUCUUUUCUUUUUCCCUUUCUCUCCCCUUUCUCUCUUUCUUUUUUGUCUUUAUCUUUUUUUUUUUUCUUAUCCACUUUCUCUUUCUUCUUUCCCUCUCUCUUUCCUUCUUCUCUCCCUUUCUCUUUUCUUGUCUUUAUCAUUUUUUUUUUCUUUUCUUAUCCUUUCUUUUCUCUCUUUUUUUUCUUUCUUUCCUUUCUCUUUCCCUUCUCUCUUUCUUUCUUGUCUUGUUUUUUUUUUUUUCUUUUUCUUAUCCACUUUCUCUUUCUCUCUCUUUCCUCUCUCUUUUCCCUCUCUCCUCUCUCUCUCUUUCUUUCUUGUCUUUAUCACUUUUUGAAAUUUUUAUUCACUUUCUCUUUCUCUCUCUUUUUCUUUCUCUCUUUCCUUCUCUCUCUCCCUCUCUCUUUUUUUUCUUGUCUUUUCUCUUUUUUUCUUUUCUUUUCUUAUCCAAUUUCUCUCUCUCUUUUUUCUCUUUCCUUCUCUCUACACCCUCUCUUCUUUUUUCUUGUCUUUCUCUUUUUUUUUUUUCAUUUUUUAUCCACUUUCUCUUUCUCUCUCUCUUUCUUUCUUUCUUUCCCUCUCUCUCUUUUUCUUUCUCUCUUUCUUUCUUUCUUUAUCACUUUUCAAAAUUAUCCACUUUCUCUUUCUCUCUCUUUCUUUUUUUCUUUCCUUCUCUCUCUCUUUCUCUCUCUUUUUUUCUUGUCUUUAUCACUUUUUCCUUUUCUUUUCUUUUCCAAAAUCUCUUUUCUCUCUUUCCUUUCUCUUUUUUUCUCUCUUUCUUUCUCUCUCUUUCUUUCUUGUCUUUAUCACUUUUCUUUUCUUAUCCAAUUUCUCUUUCUCUCUUUUUUUUCUUCUCUUUCUUCUCUCUUUUUUCUCUCUCUCUUACAUUCUUGUCUUUAUCAAAUUUCCUUUUUCUUUUCUUAUCAAAAUCUCUUUCUUCUCUUUCUCUCUCUCUUUCUCUCUCUCUCUUUUUUCUUUCUUUCUUGUCUUUAUCACUUUUUCCUUUUUCUUUUCUUAUCCACUUUCUCUUUCUCUCUCUUUCCCUCUCUCUUUCCCUUCAAUUUCCUCUCUCUCCCCAAAGGUUUUUCUUUCUUGUCUUUAUCACUUUUUUUUUUUUUCUUAUCCACUUUCUUUUUCUCUCUUUCCCUCUCUUUCCUUCUCUCUACCCCUCUCUCUUUUUUCUUGUCUUUAUCACACUUUUUUUUUUUUCUUUUCUUAUCCACUUUCUUUCUCUCUUUCCCUCUCUUUCUCUUUUUCCUCUUUUCUCCUCUCUCUUUCUUUCUUGCUUACGUUUCAAUAUCUAUCUAUCUAUCUAUCUAUCUAUCUAUCUAUCUAUCUAUGACUAG